Messenger RNA from Huiozyma naganishii CBS 8797, 462 nucleotides. RefSeq names its product translation initiation complex factor eIF1A (gene TIF11). The coding region runs from base 1 to 462 and encodes 153 amino acids. The transcript has a single exon. Gene Ontology annotation, molecular function: RNA binding; translation initiation factor activity. Gene Ontology annotation, biological process: translational initiation. Lineage: Eukaryota; Fungi; Ascomycota; Saccharomycetes; Saccharomycetales; Saccharomycetaceae. The record is from RefSeq and is a predicted model, not a curated record. Gene Ontology annotation, cellular component: cytoplasm.
AUGGGUAAGAAGAACACUAAAGGUGGUAAGAAGGGGAGAAGAGGUAAGAACGUCUCGGACGGACCCAAGCGGGAGCUGAUCUACAAGGACGAGGGCCAGGAAUAUGCGCAGAUCACGAAGAUGCUGGGUAACGGGAGGGUCGAGGCUAGUUGCUUCGACGGCAACAAGAGGAUGGCACACAUUAGAGGUAAGUUGAGGAAGAAAGUGUGGAUGGGCCAAGGUGACAUCAUUCUUGUGUCGCUGAGGGACUUCCAGGACGACCAGUGUGACGUCGUGCACAAGUACAACUUGGACGAGGCGAGGACUCUGAAGACGCAAGGUGAGCUGCCCGAGAACGCCAAGAUCAAUGAGACGGAUAACUUCGGGUUCGAGUCCGAUGAGGACGUCAACUUCGAGUUCGGCGACGCGGACGAUGACGACGACGACGAGGAUGACGGAGAAUUGGAUAUCGAUGACAUCUAA